AGGAAGCCCACCCUGUGGCUCCGUUUGUACAUAUGAGUUCUGUACAAAGAAUCUUCCCAGCCCUUUCUAUUUAACCAGGAGAUACAGUGGAUGACAAACAAGUUUGGAUUGACGCGUGGUUGAUAUAUAGAUAUCGGACGGUGGAGAGGUGAGGAGAGCUAGGGCCUGGACUGGAAUGGACCCUCCGAGAAAUGGUGAUCCCUCACAGACACAGUGGAAGUUGAAGUGAGUAAUGCUUCCUACUCCCAAGUCCCGACGUCUCUGUCUUCGUUCCUUUGUUUUGGAGUGGUGGUGGACAGAGAGAGAGAGAGAGCGCGCACUCUCCAAGUAAAUCGGAGUACACACGCACGGACACACGUACAGAGUUUCAAUUUCUCUCUCUCUCUCUCUGCCUCUCGCUUUCCAUUUUCCAGCUCAUACGCGCCCUCUUCCUUUCUUUCAGCUGCCUUUGCUAACCCGUCAAAAAAUACCUCUCUCUCUCUCUCUCUCUCUCUCUCUCUGCUUGCUCAGAGUUCUUCACGAGUUUACUCAGCUUCAAAAGAUUUUGAAUCCGGUAUCAGAAAUCGUGUCAGCUUGUUUGUCGUGAGUGAAUAAAUGGAUCCGUCGGCGCUGAUUGACGAGGGAUCUUUUUCGAACGCCAAUGCUGCAUCUCAAAACCUUAUGGAGAUCUGGCAGUUCCCAGCGACUGGCGCGGGGGAAUUCGGGGGUGGGUUGGGGCUGAGGAGGAUGCAGUUCGGGGAUGUUUUGGGUGAGAAUCGGGACGCUUCAGCCAAUGAUCCAAUGAGUUUGGACCGGGUACCGAAUCAUGGCGGUGCGAGGAAGCGGCGUGAUUUUGAGAACGAUUCCGCCAAGGGCGUCUCCACCAGCAAUGACAAUGUCGCGAUUGUGCAGAAUGAUUGCGGCGGAAAGCGGCUCAAAAGAAGAUCAGGAAGUGGGGACGAGAAUCCCGAUUCAAAAGCUGAAGCAGAACCCAGUUCAGGCAAGCGUGUGGAACAGAAUACUCGACCACAGUCAGAGCCGCCCAAGCAAGAUUAUAUCCACGUACGAGCGAGAAGGGGCCAAGCUACCGAUAGCCACAGUCUAGCAGAAAGAGCUAGAAGGGAAAAGAUAGGCGAGAGGAUGACAAUUCUACAGGAUCUGGUCCCUGGUUGUAACAAGGUUAUUGGCAAGGCACUGGUCCUUGAUGAGAUAAUCAACUAUGUCCAGUCCCUACAGCAUCAGGUUGAGUUCUUGUCAAUGAAGCUUGAAGUGGUGAACUCAAGAAGGAACCCCAGUAUUGAAGUGUUUCCUUCUCAAAAUGCAACUCCAGGCUAUACGGAUAGAUAUUCAUGAAGCUGGUUUUCUGUAUAAUGUAUGUAUAUUUGAAAGCAAGCAUAGGUAGUAGUGCCUUUCUUAUCUCUAACUUGCAUAUUUUCUCUUUUAAACUCUGAUUUACAACUGAUUUUGCGCAAAAGAAUAAAGCUGUGCAUAGAUGAGUCAUGCACCAUACA
Messenger RNA from Juglans regia (Persian walnut), 1490 nucleotides. Its product is annotated as transcription factor bHLH79-like. The transcript is spliced from 5 exons. The record is from RefSeq and is a predicted model, not a curated record. Gene Ontology annotation, biological process: regulation of DNA-templated transcription. Lineage: Eukaryota; Viridiplantae; Streptophyta; Magnoliopsida; Fagales; Juglandaceae. Gene Ontology annotation, molecular function: protein dimerization activity; DNA-binding transcription factor activity. Gene Ontology annotation, cellular component: nucleus. Bases 595 to 1332 code for a protein of 245 amino acids.